AUGAGGUUUAUACUUGAUGGUCGCCACGAGAGGUAUCGUCGAUUUAGAAGUCUUUGGAGAGGCUUUGCAAGACACUGCAACCGGUUGUCGUCUCCGAAUACUAGAGAUUUGAAUCAGGGAAGAUACUUUUUGGGUAACAUGAUCUCGCAGUUCUUUGUAUUAUCGCAGAGAGGAGAUAACAUCGUUUUUCGUGAUUAUCGUGGAGAUGUUCAAAAAGGGAGUGCAGAGAUAUUCUUCCGUAAAGUAAAGUUCUGGAAAGAAGAUGGUGAAACCGAGGCUCCACCUGUCUUUAACGUGGAUGGAGUCAACUACUUUCAUGUAAAAGUGGUUGGAUUGCUGUUUGUUGCAACCACUCGAGCAAAUGUGUCACCUUCUCUUGUGUUAGAGCUUCUACAAAGAAUAGCACGUGUCACAAAAGAUUACCUUGGCAUCCUCAAUGAAGAUUCCAUAAGAAAAAACUUUGUCCUUGUGUAUGAAUUACUUGAUGAAGUUAUUGAUUUUGGUUAUGUGCAAACAACAUCAACUGAAGUUCUAAAGUCAUCUGUAUUUAAUGAGCCAAUCAUGGUUGAUUCAGCACAUAUGCCACCUCUUGGUCCUGCUGCUCUCUUUAUGCAAGGGAACAAGAGAAUGCCAGGGACAGCUGUCACGAAAUCAGUUGUGGCUAAUGAACCUGGGGAUGGCACUAUUCAAAUGAAAAGUUAUCUUUCUGGGAAUCCUGAAAUCCGAUUGGCUCUUAAUGAGGAUCUGAAUAUAGGAAGAGGUGGCAGAUCAGUUUACGACUAUGGUGGUUCUAGUGGAUCAGGAGCAGUUAUACUGGAUGAUUGCAAUUUCCAUGAAUCUGUGCAUCUUGAUAGUUUUGAUGUGGAUAGAACUUUGACUCUUGUGCCUCCUGAUGGUGAAUUUCCUGUCAUGAAUUAUCGUAUGACUCAAGAAUAUAAGCCACCUUUCCGUAUCAACACUUUGAUUGAAGAAGCAGGAUCACUUAAGGCUGAGGUGAUUUUGAAAAUACGUGCUGAGUUUCCUCAAAAUAUCACUGCGAAUACAGUUGUGGUUCAGAUGCCACUGCCAACUUAUACAUCCAGAGUUAGUUUUGAGUUGGAACCGGGAGCAGUUGGACAGAUGACUGAUUUCAAAGAGCCAAAUAAGAAACUUGAGUGGGGGUUAAAAAAGAUUGUUGGUGGAUCCGAACACACACUUCGUGCCAAAUUAACAUUUUCACAUGAAUCACAUGGUAACAUAACAAAAGAAGCUGGCCCUGUCAGCAUGACCUUCACCAUACCAAUGUACAACUGCUCAAGACUCCAGGUGAAAUACUUGCAAAUUGCUAAAAAGUCAAAAACUUAUAAUCCAUAUCGAUGGGUGAGAUAUGUCACACAAGCCAAUUCAUAUGUUGCGCGUAUAUGAUGUCUCUUUGUCUCUCUUACACUUAUUAUGUUUGUGUAACGAUAGAUUUCUCUUUAAUGUUUGAGACUUUUAAAUUACUUCAAAAAUCUUCAACGUACUAUAUGUUUUUUGAUAUAUUGAUGUUAAAAAUAUGUUCUAGAAAGUAUAUUAUUUUUAUACAUCCAUUCCACGUGCGAAUUGAGUAUGUGGCUCUAAAGAAAUUGAGUGGGAAUGGGAUGUUCGAUUUUGAGACGCAC
Lactuca saligna is the source of this 1640-nucleotide messenger RNA. The record is from the annotation of a GenBank genome assembly. NCBI's taxonomy places the organism in Eukaryota, Viridiplantae, Streptophyta, Magnoliopsida, Asterales, Asteraceae.